Messenger RNA from Megalops cyprinoides (Indo-Pacific tarpon), 2055 nucleotides. RefSeq names its product perforin-1-like. Lineage: Eukaryota; Metazoa; Chordata; Actinopteri; Elopiformes; Megalopidae. Gene Ontology annotation, biological process: immune response. Bases 56 to 1771 code for a protein of 571 amino acids. The transcript has 3 exons. Gene Ontology annotation, cellular component: membrane attack complex. The record is from RefSeq and is a predicted model, not a curated record.
AACAACCUGUCUGCACCAACUCUACAGAGCAUAAGAUCCGGUGGAUCACUCAUUGAUGGAGGGACUGUGGCGACUCCUGCUCCUGGGCUGGGCGUGUCACUUCCUGUCCUGUCCUGGUUUCAUUGUAGCCAUGAUCAUCGGUACUCCACAACAAUGUGAGAAAGCUGAGUUUGUCCCUGGCUACAACCUGGCAGGAGAAGGGUUCGACAUUGUGAAGAUGGAGCGGAAAGGCGCCUACGUGAUCAACAUGGAAGAGUGGAGGAAACCAAACGGCAGCUGCACUUUGGUGACAAACCGCUAUCUGGGUCGGAUUAAGCAGAAGCUUCCAGUGGCUAUGGUGGACUGGCGAGCCCUCUCCAAAUGCAAGAUGAGGGUCUCCAGUACCAAAUAUGAAUCCAGUGAAUCCCUUGUCAAUGACAGCACCUCUAGUGUCACAAACAACUGGAAAAUUGGCCUGAAUGUCCACAUCAACCCCAGUGUGAGCGUCGGGGCAUCCUUAGGAGGAACCCAUUCCCGUGAAGCCUCCUACGCCAUGCAGAAGUCAAAGGAGGACAAGUACAGCUUCGCCAGCCAUCAGGUCUACUGCAACUUCUACAGAUACAGAUUAGCUACUACAGUACCUCUUCACAAAGAGUUUCAACAAUCUGUGAAGAAUCUCCCUCAUGGGUACAGUCCUUCUACCAAAGCUGCCUAUCGAGAUCUGAUUGACACAUAUGGCACUCAUUACAUCACACAAGUCAGACUGGGGGGGAAAAUGAAGAGUGUCACCGCCAUCAAAAUCUGCCAAGCUUCGAUGAAAGGACUGUCGGACACAGCAGUGAUGGAUUGUCUGAGUGUUGAGGCCUCUGCAACAUUUGUGCAGACUGCAACAGUUAAGACAGAGUUCAGCACCUGCAAAAACCUUAAAAAAAAGAUAGGCACCAGUAACAGCUUCAGCAGCAUGUUCAGUGAACGUCACUCUGAGAUUGUGGGAGGAAAGAGCGACACAGCCGACCUGCUUUUCUCAGGUGGGUCUGAUCCCAAAGCAUACAACGGUUGGCUGGAAUCCUUGAAGACCAUCCCUGAUGUGGUGUUCUACUCUCUGAAGCCCCUUCACAGCCUGCUGAGUUCCAAAGAGCCGGCCAAGGCAGGACUGAAGAAAGCAAUAGAGGACUACAUCCUGGAGAAUGCCCUUGUGAAGAAAUGCUCUGAAUCUUGCAGGAUUGGAAGAAGGAUGAGUGUCAGGGAUCGCUGUGCCUGUGUCUGCAACGGAAAUAAAAAUAUCAGAUCAAACUGCUGCCCUGUUGGAAAAGGACUGGCUACACUGAGAGUCUAUGGCCUCAAAGGGAGAAAAUUAUAUGGGGACCUGGUGACCCAAACUGAUGGCUCAGUUGUAGUUUCCUAUGGAACACAGGAAAAACGCACUGAAGUGAUUAAUAACAAUGACAAUCCAAACUGGCCGGAGUCAUUUGAGUUUGGCCCCAUCAAGAUUGACAUGGCGACUCGACUCAGUUUUAAAGUGUAUGACGCAGACAGUUCCUGGAACAGUGAUUUCCUUGGGGGUUGCUCUGUUGAACUCCACCGUGGGACUGAGAGCAACUCCUGCAUGUUUCGAUAUGGCACCUUCCUCUUCUCCUAUCAUGUGUCGUGCGCCCCAAGCCUGGGUGGCCCAAAGUGCUGGGACUACAUUCCCUCUCCCAUGAGCACCUCUCUGGAGAAGAAGUUCCACUCCAGAAAUGGGGUCUUUGCUGGGGAUCGCUGGCAGGAGGUGCUACGCAGUAAUCACUCUUGAGUUGGAGACCACAUCAUUGGCUAUAAUGAUCUCAGUGGUGAAUAAGAAAAGUGUGGCAUUACAUGCAGCCUAUUGCCGUGCACUGCAGCUUCCUAUAGACCAGGCCAUCUCUGCAGCUCCAUCAACACAGCUAAAAAUAGCUCCAGAAAGCACUGUACAAGUAUUUGGUCACCAGCAUUUACAACAAAAAUUCUUCCUCUAUUGGUGUUGACUUAUUGAGUGUUUCAUAAUAAGGUUCAAGACAUCAAACAUGGUAAUUCCCUACUGUAUCCAUAUUAAUUACC